AGCCCUCCACCCCAAAUCCCUGCGUCCGCCACGGCCCAGGUUAAAUGGAAACCAUCCUUGGGAGCUGGAUGCCUGUGUAGCCGUUUUAUCACAUCAGUGAAUUGCAAUGAGUGGAGGGGGAGAGCAACCGGAUAUUCUCAGUGUUGGAAUCCUGGUCAAAGAAAGAUGGAAAGUGUUGAGGAAGAUUGGGGGUGGGGGCUUUGGAGAAAUUUACGAUGCCUUGGACAUGCUUACCAGGGAAAAUGUUGCACUGAAGGUAGAAUCAGCUCAACAACCAAAACAAGUUCUGAAAAUGGAGGUGGCUGUUUUGAAAAAACUACAAGGGAAAGACCACGUUUGUAGAUUUAUUGGCUGUGGGAGGAAUGAUCGAUUCAACUAUGUGGUCAUGCAGUUGCAGGGUCGGAAUCUGGCAGAUCUACGCCGUAGCCAGUCCCGGGGCACAUUCACCAUUAGCACUACUCUUCGGUUGGGUAGACAGAUUCUCGAGUCUAUUGAGAGCAUCCAUUCUGUGGGAUUCUUGCACCGAGACAUCAAACCGUCAAACUUCGCCAUGGGUCGCUUUCCUAGUACAUGUAGGAAAUGUUACAUGCUUGAUUUUGGCUUGGCUCGACAAUUUACCAAUUCCUGUGGUGACGUCAGACCACCUCGAACUGUGGCAGGCUUUCGAGGGACAGUUCGUUAUGCAUCAAUCAACGCUCAUCGAAACAGGGAAAUGGGAAGACAUGAUGACCUUUGGUCCUUAUUCUACAUGUUGGUGGAGUUUGUGGUUGGUCAGCUGCCUUGGAGAAAAAUAAAGGACAAGGAGCAAGUAGGUUCUAUUAAGGAGAGGUAUGACCACAGGCUUAUGUUGAAACAUCUCCCUCCAGAAUUCAGCAUCUUUUUGGAUCACAUCUCCUCUUUGGAUUAUUUUACAAAACCAGACUACCAGCUUCUGACAUCCGUGUUUGACAACAGCAUCAAGACCUUUGGAGUAAUUGAGAGUGAUCCUUUUGACUGGGAGAAGACUGGAACAGAUGGUUCCCUGACCACCACCACUACUUCUACCACCCCUCAGCUGCACACCCGCCUGACCCCCGCGGCCAUCGGAAUUGCCAAUGCCACUCCCAUCCCAGGAGACUUGCUUCGGGAAAAUACAGAUGAGGUGUUUCCAGAUGAACAGCUUAGUGAUGGGGAGAAUGGCAUCCCUGUUGGUGUGUCACCAGAUAAAUUGCCGGGAUCUUUGGGACACCCACGUCCCCAGGAGAAGGAUGUCUGGGAAGAGAUGGAUGCCAACAGGAACAAGAUAAAGCUUGGGAUUUGUAAGGCUGCUACCGAGGAAGAGAAUAGCCACGGUCAAGUAAACGGUAUUCUGAAUGCUCCAAGCCUUGGUUCCCCAAUUCGUGUCCGCUCCGAGAUUACUCAGCCAGACAGAGAUGUUCCAUUGGUGCGGAAGUUACGCUCCAUCCACAGCUUUGAGCUGGAAAAACGUCUGACACUGGAGUCAAAGCCAGAUACGGACAAGUUUCUUGAGACCUGCCUGGAGAAAAUGCAGAAAGAUUCCAGUGCAGGCAAGGAAUCUGUUCUCCCUUCUCUGCUUCAUAAGCCUUGUGUUCCCGCCGUGUCCCGUACUGACCACAUCUGGCACUAUGAUGAGGAAUAUCUUCCAGAUGCUUCAAAGCCUGCCUCUGCCAACACCCCUGAACAGGCAGAUGGCGGUGCCAGCAAUGGAUUUAUAGCAGUUAACUUGAGCUCCUGCAAGCAGGAGGUUGAUUCCAAAGAAUGGGUGAUUGUGGACAAGGAGCAGGACCUUCGGGAUUUUAGGACAAAUGAGGCUUUAGGUCAUAAAACAACUGGAAGCCCUUCUGAUGAGGAGCCUGAAGUCCUUCAAGUCCUAGAGGAAUCACCUCAAGAUGAGAAGCUCCUGCUGGGUCCUUGGGCAGAAAGCAAUCACUUACAGAAAGAACCCUCAGGUGUGGUCUUAGCACUUUCUGGGGAAUGCCCUGCCACCGCUGCCUCGGAACAGUAUAUGGAUCGGCUGGAACUCCAGGCGGGGACUGCCGGCCAGUUUGCUGCAGUGACACCCACGAGUCCCAUGGAGGCGCAAGCAGAAGGACCCCUCACAGCGAUUACAAUUCCUAGACCCUCUGUGGCAUCCACACAGUCAACUUCAGGAAGCUUUCACUAUGGUCAACAGCAAGAGAAGAAGGACCUUCAGCCUGUGGAACCCACUGUGGAACUUUACUCUCCAAAGGAGAACUUCUCUGGCCUGGUUGUAACAGAAGGUGAACCUCCUAGUGGAGGAAGCAGAACAGACUUGGGGCUGCAGAUAGAUCAUACUGGUCAUGACUUGUUAUCCAAUAUUAGAGAGUGUAACAAAUCUCAAGAUCUAGGACCAAAAGACCAUCCUGACCAUAACAGACUGGCUUUGAGAGAACUUGAGAGUCUCCCUAGGGAAACUGAAGAGAAAAGCAAUCUUCUAGGGUCAGAUAAUGAAGAUGAGAAGUUAAGUAAAGGGCAGCAUUAUAUUGAGAUCGCCUCCCUUCCAGGAGACUUGGUAACUGUGGAAAGAGAUCACUCAGCUACCACUGAGCCUCUUGAUGUGGCAAAGACACACACUUUUAGUGUAGUGCCAAAUCAAGACAAAAAUCAUGAGAUAAUGAAGCUUCUGGAGGUUGAAACUUCAGAAGUUUCUUCACAAGUCAUUGACCCACAUAUUGAAGGACAGAUAGGUCAGGUGGCAGCAAUGCAAAAAGGUAAGCCAUCUAAGGAUGAUGACGUCAGGAGUGCAGACUUGCCAGGUCAGCAGGGAGACCUGUCUACAUUUUUGCACCAAGAGGGUAAGAGAGAGAAAAUGGCCCCUAGAAAUGGGGAAUUAUUUCAUUGUGUUUCCGAGAGCGAACAUUGUCCCCCAUCCCGGAAGGACGUGAUCAGGUCAUCCUUUGUAACUAGACACAGCCGAAUCCCUGUUUUAGCCCAAGAGAUAGACUCAACUUUUGAAUCAUCCUCUCCAGUCUCCGCAAAAGAAAAGCUCCUCCAAAAGAAAGCUUAUCAGCCAGACCUCGUCAGGCUUCUGGUGGAAAAAAGGCAACUCAAGUCUUUCCUUGGGGAUCUCUCAAGUGCCUCUGAUAAAUUGCUGGAGGAGAGACUAGCUACUGUUCCCGCCCCCUUUUCUGAGGAGGAGGUCUUUGCUCCCUUUUCAAGACUGGCUAUAGACUCGCACCUGAGCAGAUCAGCCGAAGACAGCUUUCUGUCACCCAUCAUCUCCCAGUCCAGAAAGAGCAAAAUCCCAAGGCCCGUUUCAUGGGUCAACACAGAUCAAGUCAGUAGCGCAACUUCAGCUCAGUUCUUGCCUCGGCCACCACCAGGAAAGCCUCCCACGAGGCCUGGAGUGGAAGCCAGGCUCCGCAGAUAUAAAGUCCUAGGGAGUAGCAAUUCUGACUCAGACCUGUUCUCCCGCCUGGCCCAAAUUCUUCAAAAUGGAUCUCAGAAGCCCCGGGGCACUCCUCAGUGCAAGAGUCCAGGAUCACCCCACAAUCCAAAAACACCACCCAAGAGUCCAGUUGUCCCCCGCAGAAGUCCCAGUGCCUCUCCUCGAAGCUCUUCCUUGCCUCGCACAUCCAGCUCCUCACCAUCCAGGGCUGCCCGGCCCCACCAUGACCAGAGGAGUUCGUCCCCGCAUCUGGGGAGAAGCAAGUCCCCUCCCAGCCACUCAGGAUCUUCCUCCUCCAGGAGGUCCUGCCAACAGGAGCACUGCAAACCCAGUAAGAAUGGCCUGAAAGGAUCCAGCAGCCUCCACCACCACUCGGCCAGCACUAAAGCCCCCCCCGGGAAGAGUAAGUCAGCCACUAAACUCAGCAGGUAGAAGCCGGGCUGUAUCUCUGUGAAAGGUGUGAGAUCUUCCUCCUCAGCCUGAUGCAUGUGUGUCCCUGUACUGUCUAUUUAAACAAUCAGUGUUGAUCUUCUCUUGCAAAAGAAAGUAACAUGAUAAAUUAUUUAUAAGAAGACGUAAAUUUAGGAUAAGGAAUUACCUAAGGCAGGCAGCAAGCAGACCAGGAAUCAACGCCUUUGCAUAGGAAGGGGCAGUCCAGCAAAAUCCAAGGGGGAGAUGAAAGGAACUCUCAGUUUUCAGCUGCCUUUGAAACAAAAGAGUUGAAGGUAGGAAAUGGAAUGGAAUUUUAAGGGGUUCGGCCUGUUUUUUUUAAAGGCAUUGCUCAAAGAUUAUAUAGCAAAAGUGA
Enhydra lutris kenyoni (northern sea otter) is the source of this 4214-nucleotide messenger RNA. RefSeq names its product tau tubulin kinase 2. The transcript has 15 exons. Gene Ontology annotation, cellular component: cytoplasm; ciliary transition zone; ciliary basal body. Gene Ontology annotation, molecular function: protein serine/threonine kinase activity; ATP binding. The coding region runs from base 107 to 3841 and encodes 1244 amino acids. Gene Ontology annotation, biological process: signal transduction; cilium assembly; peptidyl-serine phosphorylation. Lineage: Eukaryota; Metazoa; Chordata; Mammalia; Carnivora; Mustelidae. The record is from RefSeq and is a predicted model, not a curated record.